AUGCCUCACUCCAAAUCACCUUGCGCUGAGGCGCCGCACAACGAUGGACUCUGGCAGAGCAAAAAGACUAUAUCUUUCGAAGAGUAUCUCGUACUCGAAUCUUUAGUCUUCGAAUGGGCGGAUAGCUACGACGCGAAGGAUUGGGCUCGUCUAAAGAGUAUCCUCGCUCCAAAUCUUCUAAUCGACUAUACGAGCAUCGGCAAGGCGUGCCUAUGGCCUAAAAUGUCUGCCGCCGCCUUCGUAAAGAUGGUAUCGAGCCCCAAUUUCCUCGGCAACCCGUGUCUCGAAACACAACACUUGCUCGGAGCACGCCGAUACGAGCGCGUCUCCGACAGCCAGAUCAUCGGCUACCACCAGAUCCGCGCCGCGCACCAGGUCUACACGACGCCCGCGCUGGAGGAGGUCAGGCACAAAGGCCAUGUUCACGCUUCGAACGUGCAUUAUUAUGCGAAGGUGAACGGCGAGUGGAAGUUUGCCGGGUUGAAGCCGACGGUCAGGUGGAGCGAGCAUGAGUUUGAGAAGGUGUUUAGGGAUAUCUAUGAGGACAUGGAGAUGCCUGCUGUUGAUGAGGGGGAGGUGGGGGAGUUUAGGGAUGAGGUUCUUGGCUCGGUGGCGGCGGGAGGGCAGCAGAUCUUGGUUGAGGUGCAUUGA
Drepanopeziza brunnea f. sp. 'multigermtubi' MB_m1 is the source of this 651-nucleotide messenger RNA. RefSeq lists its product as uncharacterized. Gene Ontology annotation, molecular function: scytalone dehydratase activity. NCBI's taxonomy places the organism in Eukaryota, Fungi, Ascomycota, Leotiomycetes, Helotiales, Drepanopezizaceae. Gene Ontology annotation, biological process: melanin metabolic process. The record is from RefSeq and is a predicted model, not a curated record.